Pediculus humanus corporis (human body louse) is the source of this 930-nucleotide messenger RNA. RefSeq names its product mitochondrial 2-oxodicarboxylate carrier, putative. Bases 1 to 930 code for a protein of 309 amino acids. The transcript has 7 exons. The record is from RefSeq and is a predicted model, not a curated record. Lineage: Eukaryota; Metazoa; Arthropoda; Insecta; Psocodea; Pediculidae.
AUGGAAAAACCACGUAGCAAAUUUAUUGAUGGUGCUUUGCAAAUUAUCUCUGGUGGAUCUGCUGGUUUCAUCGAGGUUUGUUUUAUGCAUCCAUUGGAUUUGAUAAAAACACGAAUUCAAAUUCAAUCAAAUAAAACUUCAAUAAUUUUACCUAAUGGAAAUGAUUCAAAAUAUCGUUACAAUGGAAUCAUAGAUUGUUUAAUUAAAAUAUCUAAAUACGAAGGUAUUUCGUCUUUUUAUAAAGGCAUAUUGCCGCCUCUAAUGGCUGAAACUCCCAAGAGGGCAAUUAAAUUUUUUACUUUUCAGCAAUACAAAAAUUUAUUUUUAUUCGGUUCGGAAAAUCCGACUCCGUUAACAUAUUCACUCGCUGGAGCAUGUUCAGGUAUAACAGAAGCAGUUUUUGUCAAUCCCUUCGAAGUUGUUAAAAUUUAUUUACAGUCUAAUAAAUCAAAAAGUAAAGAAGUUCCUAGUGCCUGGCAUGUGACGAAAGAAAUUUACAAAUCUAACGGAUUCGGAUUAAACGGUUUAAACAAAGGACUCUCUGGUACGAUUGCUCGAAAUGGAAUUUUUAACAUGGUUUAUUUUGGAUUUUACCAUUCAGUUAAAGAUAUUUUACCAAAAAACAAUGGUAAAAUUGAAAAUUUUUUAGCACAUUUAUUAAUUGGAUUUACGUCCGGAUCUUUGGCAUCUUGUGUUAACAUUCCAUUCGAUGUGGCCAAAUCGAGAAUUCAAGCGCCUCAAAAUGAUGGAAAAUAUAAAAAACUUAUUCCGACCAUGCAAAUUAUUGCUCGAGAAGAAGGAUGGAGGGCUUUAUAUAAAGGGCUUUUACCUAAAAUAAUGCGACUCGGUCCCGGAGGAGCCAUAAUGUUGAUUAUUUACGAUUACAGUUACGAAUUUUUGAAAAACUUUUUAAAUGUUAUGCAACAAUAA